This is a messenger RNA of Archocentrus centrarchus (flier cichlid), 1928 nucleotides long. It is a transcript of the gene ldha, whose product is annotated as lactate dehydrogenase A4. Bases 150 to 1148 code for a protein of 332 amino acids. Gene Ontology annotation, cellular component: cytoplasm. Gene Ontology annotation, biological process: lactate metabolic process; pyruvate metabolic process. Gene Ontology annotation, molecular function: L-lactate dehydrogenase (NAD+) activity. Lineage: Eukaryota; Metazoa; Chordata; Actinopteri; Cichliformes; Cichlidae. The record is from RefSeq and is a predicted model, not a curated record. The transcript is spliced from 8 exons.
UAAUAUGUAGGUACGUAACGUCUACGGAGGAGGCUGUCUUUAAAUACAGGGAGACACCCCGCUGUAGCAGCACUUCUGCUGAACAGCGGUCAGUGAGGAGCCGACACAUUCCAAGUCCUGUUUUCACCCGGUUCAUUCAAACCUGCAAGAUGUCCACCAAGGAGAAGCUCAUCGGCCAUGUGAUGAAGGAGGAGCCUGUUGGCAGCAGGUGCAAAGUGACUGUAGUGGGUGUCGGCAUGGUGGGCAUGGCCUCUGCCGUCAGUAUACUGCUCAAGGACUUGUGUGAUGAGCUGGCCCUGGUUGAUGUGAUGGAGGACAAGUUAAAGGGUGAGGCAAUGGACCUGCAGCAUGGAUCCCUCUUCCUUAAGACGCACAAGAUUGUAGCCGAUAAGGACUACAGUGUGACAGCCAACUCCAAGGUAGUGGUGGUGACUGCAGGUGCCCGCCAGCAGGAGGGCGAAAGCCGCCUCAAUCUGGUGCAACGCAACGUUAACAUCUUUAAGUUUAUCAUCCCCAACAUCGUCAAGUACAGCCCCAACUGCAUCCUGAUGGUGGUCUCCAACCCAGUGGACAUCCUGACCUACGUUGCCUGGAAACUGAGUGGCUUCCCCCGUCACCGUGUGAUUGGCUCCGGCACUAACCUCGACUCUGCUCGUUUCCGCCACAUCAUGGGAGAGAAGCUCCACCUGCAUCCUUCUAGCUGCCAUGGCUGGGUCAUCGGAGAGCAUGGCGACUCCAGCGUACCUGUGUGGAGUGGUGUGAAUGUUGCUGGAGUUUCUCUUCAAGGCCUCAACCCAAACAUGGGGACUGAUGGUGACCAAGAGAACUGGAAGGAAGUGCACAAGAUGGUGGUUGAUGGAGCCUAUGAGGUCAUCAAGCUGAAGGGCUACACUUCCUGGGCCAUUGGUAUGUCUGUGGCUGACCUAGUGGAAAGCAUCAUGAAGAAUCUGCACAAGGUGCACCCUGUGUCUACACUUGUCCAGGGCAUGCAUGGAGUGAAGGAAGAGGUCUUCCUCAGCAUCCCUUGUGUCCUGGGCAACAGCGGCUUGACAGAUGUCAUUCAUAUGACACUGAAGCCUGAGGAGGAGAAGCAGCUGGUGAAGAGUGCUGAGACCCUGUGGGGUGUACAGAAGGAGCUCACACUGUGAAGAGCACUGCUCUGAAUUCUCCAGUUGUCCCUAAAAUGACACCAAACACCAGUUGACUCCCUCCUAGUUUCCCUGUUGUGUACUGCAUAGUAAUGGGAAAAUGUCACCUGUGAAUAUCUAAUGAUGAAAAAAGGCUAAGUGCUUAUAAUGAAACCACUCAACUAGGUUUUACUUUUUAGAUAUUCACAUAUAAGUGUCAUUUUUCCUUUGCCUCCUCCAACCUGCCCCUCGGUACUCCAUGACUGAAUUUUUGGAAACUCUUACCUGUAGCCUUAUAAGUCACCGUGUUGAGUGUAUAUCCAUUUGAUGUUGUCUUUAUGAAGUCAUGCAGUUCUUGUGCAUAUAUUCUGUGUACUGUAUGUUACUGAGUACUGUUGCUGCUUUUUCUGUACUCUCCUAGGUCAGUUUGUAUGCAUUUUGUGGCCGUUAAAGUUAUGUUUUCCACUUGGUAAUCUCUGUUUUCGUCUUAUUUGGAGUAGAACAGAGACAUUCCAUUCACUGAGGAGGGCUUCCUAUCCACCCACAGUAAUACUGCUGCAUAUAUCUCUGGGCCAAAAUCUUGUGACACCAAAGUACCUUAUAUGAUAGUGAAGCAGACUUCCAUCUAUUGCUUGGUCCUGAAACCUUCUUAAACAAAGCUAACCACAAGUGCACUGACAAAUAAUUUAAAAGGAAAAUUUUAUGGAGCAACAAAAAGUUUACAUCUGAGAGAACAAAUUAUGUUGCUGCCAUAACUCGGAGAUAACAGAUACAGUGGAAAAGGGUCAGGUUAUGAAUCAU